UCUUGUCAAAAUCUAGACCAUCUCGGUCAGUACAACUCUGGUGAUUGGGCAUCGCGCUUCGUAUGACAAAACAAGUUUGAAUUUCGGGAGAGAUAGUUUCAAAGUGAUUGUAGUUGAAUAAAAAAUAAGCAAUGUCACUCCAGUCGAAGACUAAUCUGGUUGUGCUGAUGUCCAUAAUUUUGAACAGUGAACUGACACUUUGCAGACCACAGGAAAAAGUCCCGCAGCAAGAACAGAGCAAUGAGCUGACCAAAGAAACCGAAAUCGGAGAGGCGAAGGUCUAUGGUCUGAUUCACAAUGAUUCGGAAGGAAAAGAUGCAAAACUAGAAAAGGAAGACUUCGACUCAAAAGUUCUUACCGUCCUCGAAGGUAUUCAGCAGAAGAUCAUCAACUCGUGGAAUCCCGGAGCCGUUAUCGACAAAACCAAACCGGAGGACUGGGAACGCAACCCCAUCGAGGACUACGAAGCGCUUCGGUCGGGUAUCGUCAAAGUAGUUGAUUUCAUAGCUAAACAGAUCAAUGCCGCCAUUGAUGCACCAAAAAAAGUUUCGAAAAAAAUUAACAAAUCGAUUACCAAAUCUCUCAACGAUAUCGGUAACAAGCUGGUAGGACUGGAGUGAUACAACAUAUGAUCGUUUUAUUGCGAGUUUUUUGUUUUAUUGUUCUUUUGUAAAUAAACUCUUACAUUACGACCUCUAUUGCUUUGGAAUGUCUUCUUUUUUUUGGUUAGCUAUCCGUUAUGGAACCAACGCUGUAUGAUUCUGUUUAUAAAUAACUUAAUAAAAACGGAAUUGUUGAAAAUGAACAGUUGCAACAGAUGUUUAACACUAAUGUAUCAAUUUUAAAUAAAUGAUUAAUCGUU
Malaya genurostris is the source of this 862-nucleotide messenger RNA. RefSeq lists its product as uncharacterized. NCBI's taxonomy places the organism in Eukaryota, Metazoa, Arthropoda, Insecta, Diptera, Culicidae. The record is from RefSeq and is a predicted model, not a curated record. The transcript has 4 exons. Bases 132 to 620 code for a protein of 162 amino acids.